AUGGAUUCAACAUCAUCUGACAUGUCACCUUUGGUGGAUGCAGAGGUUUACCGUCGAUGGCGUUCCGCUGAGAUCGAUGAGAUUGAGUUAUGCAUGUGGAGCGCUGAUAUGUUCAUGUACGGGAUAUCAACUAGCUAUGAAAGUUACGGAUCUCUAAAGACGGCUAUUAGAAGGGGUGUACCUGACCUCAUCAAGCACUACAUUUGGAUAAAGGCCAAUGGAGCUGAUAGGUUCUAUCGAGAACAUCCUAAUUUCUACAAGCAUUCAUUUGCGACGACUUUCGGGCAGAAUGUGCCAGAGACGAUGGGACAUGAUUGUCCUACGUUUUGCGGGGGCAUUUCGGGUCUUCAAAGCGAUAUCCUAGGAGCCCCCAUCAAGGCUAAGGAUAUCGACUUUGACUCUGCCUCUCUUGACGCAGAAAGUUUGACGAACUCUGUGAACAUGUGGAACCGUCUGGGUGAAGCGAAAAACUACAGCGAAGAUGGAUACGACACAUGUGACGACGAGCCUCUGACUCGAGAGUUAUCCGUGGCAUCUCUAAGGGACCACUAUCAGCCGCGUAAGUCCCAUAGAACACUCCAACAGUAUGCUUCGAUCGACACCGUCAUGACACCACGUUACGGUGGUUCACAUGGAAGUUCGCAUCGUAGGAGUCAGUUGGGUUUGCCUGAUGUGAUAGACGAGUCCUGCGAGCUUCAGCGUCGUGACACUCUUGAUAACUACUUGUCAGCAGUGCAUGCCAAGGACCACAAUCAGAUGGAGCUCUUAAAGGCAACUAAGAAAAAGAUCCGUGAGCGUCAUAGUUCGAUUGACGAUUACCAUGAGAGAAAAGGCUAUAAUAGGCAGUUCUCUGACACACUUUUAGUGACGGGUCGUACGCCACUUCCGAAUCCGCCAUCACACCACCCGAGUAUCAUCGGGAAGAAUGUUUCACCUCAAUUGAAAAAAUUAGACAAUGAGGUUUUCCCGAGGACAACUAUGAUCAUCAAAUAUCUGCGAGAUCGAGAACAGCAAAUGGCCCAUUUAACAUCGACUAGGCGCCAAAGGCCGUUUUCACGCAUUAUCGCAUGUUUACUUAAUUUGGGAUCUCGCUGUGCGAUGAGCAGCAGUUGUAGGCGAGUUUCUUCUGUAAAGAGGCCGAUUUCCAGUGGGAAACUGAGCGUUGUGGAUGAGCCACAUUCUCGUGGAGUAGGUUAUGACAUCGAGGUCCCAACGGUGAAAACCAGUCAGGCUCCGUCGGAUGCCAAAGAUGGUGAUCAUCAUGUGAGUUUUGCGGGCAAUGUCGACGUCGUCACAUUCGGUGACGACGAUGAUGAUGAUACAUAUACUGAUGGAGGGUCGCAGAUGAGUCUUGACGAACCGGAAUCGACUGACACUGAGUACAUCAGGUUCCCCUCUACAAAGGUGGACAACGUGUUGGUUCGUCAUUCAACCACGAUGGUUUUCCAGAGUUCCGUUUAUAAACUCUCUGAUGUUACUGACUUCACUGCGUUGCUAACUCGUGAGGGUGUGAACGAGGUUAAGCGGAUAAUGUGGUGCCUUAAUACGUCAUUCGCGUCAAAGAUCGAGUUCUUACCAAUAAUACCUUCGCUGUGCUGUAUAUUGUUGGUAUACAUGACCCCCGAAUCUACUUUGUGCGUAUUACACUGUCUGAUGACCAAGGCAGUGAAGUCUGGGGGAUUGGAAUAUGGCGAGCGUUUUUUGUUUGUGGAUCGUGAAGGUUUCAUAAAUUUUGUGGGUUAUGUUCUUAGCGUUAUGCGAUAUCAUUUGCGGAAAUUGGUCAGCAAACUGCAACUUCUCAAUGUUGAUGUAGUGGCAUGGAUUGCUCGAUCUGUACAAGGUGGUUUUUCGCACAUUUUACCGUUUGACUACAUCUUGCGCAUAUACGGUGAUUUUCUUUUCGAGGGCGAGGUUGUGCUCUGCAGAUACUGUAUAGCAUUAGUGAAGCAUGGGUAUGAUCGUAUUAUGCGUUGCAACACUCAGGAAGAGGCUGAGAAGGAGUUGUAUAAUAUAGGUCUGGAUCCUUCUCUGGAUCUGGAUAAGCUAACUAAGUUGGCGUACAGUUUCCGCUUAAAGUACUAUAAGAGUGACGCUUCCGGCUGUGCUUUAACUCCUUAUCUGAUGCCUGUGAAGAUAAAAUCGUUUUAUCGCCCUCGUAUGGCAUCGUAUUCUGAUAUUUUAAAGGAGCACACCUGGGAGGUGAUUUGGUCAUGGUUACUUCCUGGUCAUCGCAUUUUGGAUCCUAAGAAAAUAUAUUCAUCUGAUACUCAUGGCACUACGAUGCUUGGUAUGGUGAAGACCAUCAAAGAGAGCAAUCUUUCUGGAGUGUCUGCAUUGUUGUUCAUCGAGACUAUGUGCGGUGAUGUUUUUGGUGUGUUUAUCCCAGUGAUGAACAGCGAACCGACGAAAGGGUUUUUCACGCCACAAAAGAUGUCCAAUCAUCUGGAUUCGUUCGUAUUUACUCUGGUGCCAGAGGCUCAGAUUUACAAAUGUUCUGCCGCUAAUAAUUCUGGCAUUAAGUUUGGUACACAGCAGAUCGUCGUGGGUAGCGAUAUGCCUGCCCUGAUUCUAGAUAAGAAUAUGGCUAGCGGGUUAUCGCAAUGCUGCCGGUCUUACAACUCUCCUCCACUGGUUAGUAAUGAUGAUGGCUAUUUUGACGUGCUGAGGAUCGAGUUGUGGUACCUGGUUUGA
Molecule: messenger RNA, 2691 nt
Organism: Babesia sp. Xinjiang
Lineage: Eukaryota; Apicomplexa; Aconoidasida; Piroplasmida; Babesiidae
Exons: 5
Coding region: 1-2691 (896 amino acids)
Source: RefSeq, a predicted model, not a curated record